GAAUUUAUUUGCAAUCGCAUUUAUGCAUACAUUUCUCUUGCAAGAAAAAUAAAUGUUUUUUUUUUCUCAAAAUAAUUUCCUUAAAAAAGUAAAACAAAAUAAAUAUCCCCAUCCAAGCAGGAUUGUAAAAUAAAAAAAAAAAAAAAUUAAUUUAUUACUCCUCUUUUGUAAAGAAGUACAUCCCCCAAGUUUACAUUUUUGACCGGCGUUUUUUGAAAGUUGCAUCUGUUCAAAAGAAAGGAAGUACCUUUAUUUGGAAGGAAAAAGUCCCAAACAGAGCCAAACCACGCAAAAAGCAGCAACCCCCACCACGUACAAAAUUAACCCCCCAGGCAGUACAAAAUGUUUUACGGAAAAGUAAUUAAGGCAGACGAAAUCGUCGUACCGGAGAUUAAGGACGGAUACUCUGUUAUCCAUCUAUCGAGAGCAUGUUUAAAUAAUCCUGAGGAUGAAGGAAAAUUGUACGUACAAGUAGAAGAUGCCAAUGGAUGCUAUAACAUCUGCUGUUUGCAAAAAAACGUGUGUGAAGAUACAGCGUUGGAUAUAUUUUUAAUGCUAGAUAAUGAAGUAAAGCUAAAAACGAGUGGAAGUAAAAACGAAGUCCAUAUUGUUGGAUAUUACGAAGUUUCAUUUGGUCAGGACCAUUUGGAUGAUGAUGAGGAAGACGAAGAGUUGGAAGAUGAAGAUGAUGAAUAUGAAAAUGAAGAGGUUAGAAUGCUUACGAGGAAAAAUACACUGAAAAAUUCGCUAGCUAAUGGAUUUGGAAAAAAGAAGAAAAAAAAUUCUUUGGAUGAAGAUGAUGAAACGAAUGUAGGAAAUAACGAUGACGAUGAUGAGGAUGAUGACGACGAUGAUGAGGAGGAUGAAGAUGAUGAAGAGGGAGAAGAUGACGACGAGGAGGACGAUGAAGAGGAUGACGAUGAGGAUGAAGAUGAAGAGGAUGAGGAUGAAGAGGAUGAGGAGGACGAGGAAGAUGAUGAAGACGAUGAAGACGAUGAAGAUGGGACAAAAAACAAAGGAGAGAAAAAAAAAAACGGACCAAAAAAAAAUAAAAAUAAGAGAGCGCUGGAUAACAAAAAUGAUGGCCCAUCCAAAAAAUCCAAAUUGUUUGACGAAAGUCAGUACGAAAAAGACCUCGUUGCAUUUUUAAAAAAAAAUGGAAAGUGCAAAUUGCCCGAGUUAGGAAAAGUCAAGAAGCCCGAAGGACUGAAUAUGAAAUUGGGCUUCUUUAUUAAGAAGCAUUCAAACGUGUUUAAGUUAGACGCAGAUAGCCAAGUGGUUUCGUUGAAGAAUAACUGA
Molecule: messenger RNA, 1299 nt
Organism: Plasmodium cynomolgi strain B
Lineage: Eukaryota; Apicomplexa; Aconoidasida; Haemosporida; Plasmodiidae
Product: Mitotic apparatus protein p62
Exons: 2
Coding region: 343-1299 (318 amino acids)
Source: RefSeq, a predicted model, not a curated record